CUCCACGGGCUAAGAUCAAAACCCCACAUGUGUCUUUGGCUGCAUGCCAGGGUCUCAGAGCCCCCUGCCAGCGGCUCUGGCCAUCCAGGGCACCCAGAGGGAUGUCCUGGAUUCCCACAUGUGAACAGCUUCAUGGCUAGGUGUCCCGCGUGUGUCAACCCCCAGCACGCAGCCCUCCUAACAGAGGAGGGCUAACCCCACCACAAAGACUGCUAGAAGGACAAACAGUUCCAGAUGAGCCCAGGAGCACCAAAGGCUCCUGGGAGAGUUUUGCCCCUUACGUAACUCGAGGUUUCAGUGGUUCCGUGCAGCAGCAGGCCCCUCGGCACCUUGCACUGUGCCUGCGUAAGCACGGCGGCGGCAGGCGAGGGAACUUGCGACGCCGUGUCUGGGAAGCAAGAGGGAGGGAGGGAUCAAAGUGCAAGAAGGGCCAUGUUGGCAGCGAACUCCGGCAGUGCUGAGGUACUGACAUCCGUGCUGGGACGGUCUUCUCUAAAGAAGCGUCCAAACAAAACUAAACAAAUUAAUCUGAGCCCUCAUGGACCCCCAAGCUACUCUAACAGGACAAUCUGGGUGAGCUUAGCCCGGUCGGCUUUUCGUGCUGGUUAGCGCAGCAGGAGAAGGACAGGAAGCGCAAGCCUGACCCUGGCUCGGGUUGUGGAGCUGGGCUUGGCUUGUUUCCUUGGUCACAUGCAGCUGACUCGGUAUCGGGAAAAAGCACUGCCCUCAGAACCGAAAGAGAAAGCAGAUAACUAUCUUCACGUGACAAAAACAGCCUGUGGGGACAGGCACCAGCCAGCACAGCACCGGCAGCAGCCACAGAACCACUUGGCUCCUAGAACGGCACCACAGCCCUCUCCAGCGUGUUUCAGCUCCGCACCCACCCAAAUGGGCAGCCCAUUCAGAACAAUGGGCGUCCUCCAUGUGAGCUUCCAGUCUCUCCAGAAGUCUUUUGAGAAGAAGCCCUCCAAGCGAUGCUACAAGAAGUGAAGGAAAAGUGACCAGGGGAAGUGGACAGCGUGAAGCAGGAGCCUGCAGGACGGCACUAGAGGACAAUACACAUUCCGGGGAGGGGAGCAGAGUUGGGUUUGCCAACCAGUCUGAGAGAGGAGCAAGGUGGAUGGCAAUCACAGGGCACGGCUCCCCAGGCAACCAAGAUAGAGGAGCACCAUGUCUACCAGCCUCAGUGGGUAGCAGAGCUCCAGGCAACCCCACAGCAGCUUUUACCAUGGUAGCAAGAAAGCAUGCAGGCACCAGCCUGGCUCUGCUGCCACAGAGGUGUAGCAAGAAGCUGCUGCAUGUGCUGACUUUACUGGAAACUGUUGGGACCUUGGCCUUGAUGUCCUACGCCCUGCUGUACGAAGCCGGAAACCUGGUGAACCUCCCUGACAAACGCAUUGGCUUUUACAACUUCUGCCUGUGGGAUGAUACAGCUGGGGAGCUGCAGUGCCUGGACACCAAGCAUCUACAGGCAAUGGGCAUCAACCUACUACAGCUGGGACUAGCCAGGGUUUGUGUGUAUACCUGCCUGGUCUUCGUCCUCUUCCAUCUCCCUUUUGUUUUAAAUGUGAAUUGCACAGGGCGGGGAGAGGGAUGGAAGAUGAUUCGCAUCAUACUCUUCAUCAAGAUGAUAAUCCUGGCUGGAGGCCUGGGUAUGUUUCUUUUACAAACCUGGCGGUGGAUUCAUCCCUCUGAUUUCACUGGAGGCUUCCUGGCACUGCUUGGGACUCAGGCUCUGCUACUCCUGCAGAUUCUCACUGCCACUGUAUACCUCAGCUGGGCCAAGCACACACAUAUGUGUCAAAACCAUUUAACUGAGGAGGCCCUGCUCACUAAGAUUUGACAGUGAAGAAGAUGCAAGAGCUAUUGGUAACAUGGUUUAAAAAUGUAAUCCAAAUACAGCUUUAGUCCCUAGCAAAAAUCUGAUUCCCAGUCCAAAGACUCGUGUCCAGCCAUGCUCUGGGACAUUGCUGUGUGCAGCAUUCCUGCGUCAAGCUGGCAGCAGACACCAACAGCCACAGCAAGCCACAGCAUACAAGCUUCCCAGGUACAGGCUGCACCUUCCCAGGUUCAAUAGCGUGUAACAUCCUUCAGUUUGGGGCACAGCAUCAGUGACAGCACUUCUGGCCCCAAAGAGCAGUGAAGGUAGCAGAACCAGCACACAGUGGGCAUAGCCCUCUGCUCAUACCUAGUCUAAGUGAAAAAAGUUGCUAGUAUCUCAUAGUAUGCGAUUAAAUUUGUAAUUAACUAACAAAAUGCUUUCAAUACAUUUUGUCCUACUAUAUAACAAAGAUAAAGGGAUUUUAAAAACAGGAUGUGUAGAUCAUGUUUAACUAGGAACUAGCAAAUGUUCAGGAAAAUGUAACCAAAUAGGUAAUUUCUUCAUAAAUAGACCGGAUACAUACAACUUAAAAUAAAUAAGCAGCCAGUCAACAACCAACCCUCAAGGCUGUGAAGAACGCCAUCUAGGAUAAUACAAAAGUACCACCAGAAAGCAGUUUUGUAGUUUGAAAACAAGAUGACAGAACAUGCACAGAUGACUGAGCAUGCACCAACUAAGAAAGUGCAGUAAAAGGACAAGUGAUGCAGAUGAUGAUUAAACGACCACCAAAACCUCUACGGGGGUAGUAAUAACCCCUAAAGGACGCCAGAUGGCAGAAAAGACUGAAACAGUUAACUCUGGUUCAUUUUUCAAAAUAGGCGUUUUAUGUUAUUGAUUUUUCUGUGUAGUGAAGAUGUAACAGCCUAGUAAGUAUAUGCUGCAUCAAUUCAUCCAGUGCCUGGGAGAACUUAAAUAAAUAAUGCUUGCUUAACAGU
Molecule: messenger RNA, 2817 nt
Organism: Motacilla alba alba
Lineage: Eukaryota; Metazoa; Chordata; Aves; Passeriformes; Motacillidae
Gene: TMEM140
Product: transmembrane protein 140
Exons: 5
Coding region: 1121-1843 (240 amino acids)
Source: RefSeq, a predicted model, not a curated record